CUCAAUCAAGCUGCUAGCAAUGCCGCCAAUACGGUCCUGUACUCGAAGAGGAUGAUAGGGCGAUGCUUCGACGAUCUGAUCGUGCAUUGGCAGAAAGAUAUGGCCACGUGGCCGUUCAAGGUGAUCCGGUGUCUGGAGACGGGGGGACCACUUGUCAGCGUGCAAUGUUGUGGUGAGAAAAGGACGAUCUCGCCCGAAGAGAUCUCCUCGAUGCUAUUAAGGAAGAUGAAGGAAAUCGCCGAAGCCUCCCUCGACUGUCAAAUCAAUAAUGCCGUGAUUACGGUUCCCGCCACUUUCAAUCAAUCUCAGAAGAUGGCCACAAAGCAGGCGGCCGUUCGGGCGGGACUAACGGUGCUGCGCUUGAUUACGGAGCCCUCGGCGGCCGCCAUCGCCUACGCCGUUAGGGUUAACGGAAUCUCCUCGGGGCCGUUAGGGUUCAGACCCUCGGUAAUGGAUCUGCCCCAUCGGACGGUGAUGGUCGUUGAUUGGGGCGGAGGGACGUUCGACGUGUCAAUCAUGCGUGUGAACGGUGAUCGGUACGAGGUUGUGGCUUUGGCCGGAGACACCCAUUUAGGCGGGGAGGACGUGGACGAUAGAUUGGUGCGGCAUUUUGCGCGGGAAUUCGAGUUUGAUCACGGGAUCGAUGUGCGUCAGAAUCAACGGGCAUUGCGUCGAUUGCGAUACCAUUGUCAGGAGCUGAAGCACCAGUUGUCCUUCUCCCCCUGCGCGACCACGCAGAUCGACUCGCUGUGCGACGGGAUCGACUUCCACAUGGAGGUGUCGCGAUCCCGAUUCGAGGAGCUGUGCGCGGACCUGUUCGCGCGCUGCAUCAAGCUCGUGGAGAAGGCGGUGAGCGAGGCGAAGCUGGACAGGGCGGACAUCUCCGAGGUCAUUUUGGCGGGAGGAUCGACCAGGAUCCCGAUGAUUCAGGAGAUGCUGGCGGGCUUUUUUGGCGGGAAACACCCGUCCAAGUCCAUUCACCCCGACGAGUGCGUGGCGUACGGCGCCGCCGUCUGCGCGGCCAUGAUGACCGGCGACAUCCGGCGGGAGAUGAGCGAUCUCUGCGUCGUUGACGUCACCCCUCUCAGCAUCGGAUUCCGCAACUGUCGGGGAAGGUUCGUCCGCAUGAUCCCCAGAAACACGCCCUACCCGACGAAGAAGGUAGUGCAAGCACGUGGCGGCUACGACGGUCAGACCGCCUUCGCCUUCCCCGUGCACGAGGGGGAGCGGGAAUGGGCCAAGGAGAAUCAGCUGCUGGGGACGCUUCUGCUUGAAGGCCUGCAGCCGGGACCCCCGGGCAGUCCCACUGAACGUGUCCCCGUUCAAUGCAUCUUGGAGAUCGACUCCGACGGGAUCUUGACCGGCACGCUCGUUGAUCAGACCACGGGCAGAUCUGUCCGAUCCACUCUCAGCAGUUAUUGGUUAAAUAUGUCGGAGAAGGAUGUGUCGCGCAUCGUCGAAGAGGCCAAGCAGUCCAGAGCGGCUGAUGAGGCGUUGUUAGAGAGAACGACGGCCAAGUACGAUCUGAUGGCUUACAUACAGAAAGUUCGGCGAAGGUUCUCGCUGGUGGCGGGAAACGAAGAGAUCCGCACGGCUGAGCUGGCACUGGGAUCGGCGGAAAGGUGGAUGGAGAGGGGAUCCUUCGACGAGGACGAUAAGAAUCAGGAGCAGCUGUUAUUAGAUCCUGAAGAGUACAACAAGAAAAGACGAGCACUCGAGGAGAUUUGCCGCCCGAUCAUCGAAAGGAUAAGAAUGCUGCAAUCAGGUGAGCAGCGGUACAGACGAGCGUGGAAGAAUGUCCGCAGUUGGCUUAUUGAAGCUUGGUCUGGAAUAGCAGCGCGGAGGGUAGGCACGGAAUUUGGCAAGCAGGCGCCGGGCAGGGACAGAAUCCGGCAAGCAGGCGCCGGGCAGGCACAUAAUUUGGCAAGGAGGAGGUUAGGCACGGAAUUCAGCAAGCAGGCAGAAUGUAGGCAUGGAAUUCGGCAAGUAUGCGCCGGGCAGGGAUGGAACUUGGCCAGCAGGUGCCAUGCAGGGACAGAAUCUGGCAAGCAGGCUCCAAGCAGGGACAGAAUCCGGCAAGCAGGCGACGAGCAGGCACAGAAUUUGGCAAGGAGGGGGUUAGACACGGAAUUCGGCAAGCAGGAAGAAGGUAGGCACGGAGGACGGCAAGCAGGCAGGCAGAAGGUAGGGACGGAGGACGGCAAGCAGGCGAAGGGUAGGCGUGCAAUUCCGCAAGCAGGCAGAGGAUAGGCACGGAAUUUGGCAAGCAGGAUGAGGGUAGAGGGAUGGAAUUUGGCAAGCAGGAGAAGGGUAGGCAUGGAAUUCGGCAAGCAGGCGCU
Messenger RNA from Chara braunii, 2339 nucleotides. NCBI's taxonomy places the organism in Eukaryota, Viridiplantae, Streptophyta, Charophyceae, Charales, Characeae. The record is from the annotation of a GenBank genome assembly.